AUAAAUAAAUAAAUACAUAAAUAAAUAAAUAAAUAAAUAUAUAAAAUAAAUAAAUAAAUAUAUAAAAAAAAAGAAAAAAAGAAAAAAGAAAAGAAGAAGCACAAAACGCCAGUCACUUCACGUAGUCCUUAACCAACAUGCUUUGUUUAUGACCCAGUAACAGAGAUCCAGAAUCCGACGCAGCAAACGUAACUAAAUAUUCUUUUGUGCCCUGGAAGCACGAGCUACUAACUAGGGUCGUACCCGACGAACAGGCAAUGGGACUAUCGCCAAACCCCCGACUCCCUCCCACGACAAAUAAUAUAUCCAUACCCAUACAUUUUAAACACAUACUAGUGUGUGUGUGGGGUGAGUGGGGGUUCCCUAUAAAUUAUUAUUGUGCAUUUUUAGAGCACCUCCAUUUAUUUUAGGGUAGGCACGGCCCUGCUAUAUUAUAGAAACUUAAGUGUGCGCCAUGUUUCUUCCUGGUUGCUGAACAUUUACAAUGUCAUGGCGAGAAACAACAUGACCUGUAUUUGGAUAUGUGCUAUGCUCUUCUGUGUAUGUGCGGCUAACGAAACAUUAUCUCAUUGGAGAAACUUCAACUUGGAUUUCCUAGAAGACCAAUAUGUUACCACAAACAAAAUGUCUUGGUGGAAAGCUUCAAACUCGGGUUGCUAUAACGGAGUUUUGUUGUCACAACUUAACAUACGGGAUACGAUUCACCAAUCAAUGGAAACUGACACAAAUUACUGGGUUGGUGUUCUAGAAGUGUACACACCAUGGACGUGGACAGAGGACAUGUCUAUGUUGUUUGUGAUCAACGGAUCUUUGAAUGUUUCUAACUACAAAAGAAAAACACCUUUAUACAACAACGAGCCAUAUCGGUGCUACAAGAAAUGCAAUCAGGGACCAGUUGGUUUACAGGGGAAAUAUUGUUAUUGUUUGAGCAGAGGUAUUACUACAACCAGCCAUUUUGAAGACAUUCGAUGUCCUGGGUCGUAUGAUCAGUUCUGUGGAAGCGAGACCACAAUGUCAGUUUACGAUCUGGAUAUUCCUGAAAAUUUGCCAUUUAACCCUACUAAUGAUGCCACUUGCGGUUACCUCAGUGGUGGCUAUAGGUGGCUUAGUGACAAUAUCUUCAAGCUGAAAUUUGACAAAUCCUGCAACAGUAAUUCGUAUUAUGCUUAUUCUGAAAAUGCGUUAAAGAGACAUAAUGACAGAUGCGUCAGCGGAUUGUGUAUAUCAGGAGAAAAGAAACAAUGGCACAGUGCCAUGGAAGUUUGUAGUAACAAACUUCUUAGGCUAACGACUGACAUCAUGGAGCCCCUAAAGAUACUAAUUUCGUCUACACUGUCUUUGUUCAGACGUUGGUCGAAGCAUUGGAUCGGGCUCAAGCGACAAAGGAAAUGGAAAUGGAUUAAUGGCACUGAUUUCAAUUCCACAGUAUUUGGGAGCGAUAGACUACAGUGUUUAUCUGUGUACAAGACAGAAUCUGGUGAUAUAGAAGCUGAAACACAAAGUUGCUGGAGUGAACUUAAAGCAAUUUGCCAAAUAUACAAGCCUAACACAACAAUAAGGUCUACUUCAACGCCAUCCACAACAAUAAAGUUUACUUCAACGCCAGCCACAACACAAACACCAACAUUCACAUCAACGCGUAUCUCGUCUACUGAGAACAGAAAUCACCCUACAGAUCGGACAGAAACGACAACAUCGACACCGAUGAUAACUGGGAUAACUGAAUCACAGAGACAGAUCGGCUCCAACAAUGGUUCAAAUGGCAUGAUUGCUGGUGUUGCAGUUGGUAUAAUAGCACUUCUAGUAUUAGCUGGAGUUGUUGUUCUUAUCUGGAUGAAAAGAAGCAAGAGAUUUCUUUUCAAGUCCGCUAAACUGGAUCAUCAAAGACGAGCUGCAUCACCAGUCCAUGCUACAGCCUCAGUACCUAACACCUAUGAGCAAUAUGACAACAAUGCAACCAACAGAGUCCAAUAUGAAAAUGUGGCAUACUGUGCUCAACCAAACGCGAAAACCUUGCGUGGUCCAAUCGCAGUUUCGUCCAUCGACUACGACCUUGCUGCUGCAGAUGACGCACUACAAGGAACUCGUCAUUUAGCGGAUCUACCCAAUGGCGUCAGGCCACGUGAUGUCUACGAAAUGGCAGGUCCAGAUGACGCAAAGCCAGAAACGGCUUAUUCAGCAGAUUCGUCCAAUUACGCCUUUCCAGGUGAUUACUUUGAACUGGAGGGUCCAGGUGACUCUGGACCAGAAACAGGUGACUAUGAACUGGAAGGUCCAGCAGACAAAGCUUCUGAUGAAUACAACACUUUGCACGAGACACAACGAAACAGAAACCUAGAUCUGAACUACAGCCACAUUGGUGAGGCCGAGCUAACUGGAGAGCUGUACGACACGACAGAACCUACACCACACGGACGGACGGACAGUGAGAUGUACAGCCACAUCAAGGGAGACAGAUUUGAAGACGAGGAUAUGUACAACCAUACGGACGGGUCUGAUGACCUACCAGAGCAGUAUGAUCCAGAAUACAACCACAUUACUACUAAGUAGAUACAUGUACUAGUAUUUGUCGGCCACAUCGGCAAACCUAGAUACUAUGCAAAUUAUAUACCAGAGAAUAAAUUUUUAUUGAUUUAAUCAGGAUAAUACAUGUUUUGUAAAUAUGGCAAACCUGUACUUACAAAGAAUACAUUUAUAUUGAAGCAUGUGAGAUAAUAAUAUUUGUAAAUAAGGCAAACCUAGAAACUAAGCGAAUUAUGAAACAGAGAAUAUAUUUGUAUUGUAGCAAUCUGGAUAAUGCAUGUUUUGUAAAAGUGGCAAACUAAUAUGUACAGAUGUUGUACCUAGAAACUAAGCAAAUUAUGAAACAGACAAUAUAUUUGUAUUGAAGCAAUCUGGAUAAAGCAUGUUUUGUAAAAAUGGCAAACCUCUAUAUACAAAGACUAUGUUUAUACUGAUACAUUUGACAUAAUACAAUUUGUAAAUAAGGUAA
This is a messenger RNA of Gigantopelta aegis, 2992 nucleotides long. RefSeq lists its product as uncharacterized. The transcript is spliced from 11 exons. Bases 490 to 2550 code for a protein of 686 amino acids. The record is from RefSeq and is a predicted model, not a curated record. Lineage: Eukaryota; Metazoa; Mollusca; Gastropoda; Neomphalida; Peltospiridae.